Messenger RNA from Leptopilina heterotoma, 2710 nucleotides. RefSeq lists its product as uncharacterized. The record is from RefSeq and is a predicted model, not a curated record. The transcript is spliced from 2 exons. Lineage: Eukaryota; Metazoa; Arthropoda; Insecta; Hymenoptera; Figitidae. Bases 218 to 2554 code for a protein of 778 amino acids.
ACAUUUCUUCUGGUAAAUGCGAAAAUACUAUAUUAUGAAAUGCAAUAAACACACAUUUCUUUGUUUCUUAAUUUAGUAGUGGUUCGUCGCAUUGUGAAGUUAACUGUGUCACUUACAACUAACAAGUUGGACAAUUUCUAAGAAUAACAAGUUUUAAAACAAUAUACUGGAACAUAAUAUUCUGAGGAAAAUAAAAUAUUAAUAAAAUUGUGUCACAAUGGAUAGCUUACCUUAUUCGACUUAUCAGAUGACAAAUUUUCAGUUCCUUUCUGUAUGCCACUACAUUACCAGUUUUGGUAAAAUCUUUUACAAUCUGAACUUGAUUACCAAGGAAAAUCAAAACGAUUCUGUUUCUGUAUUGAACACCCUUUUCGAAUACAUUAAUAAUUCGGAGAAUGAAUAUGUGGCAAAACUUCAACUCAUUGGAAAAGUAUUAAACGGAAGUGAUCUCUACGGCGGAAGUGACAAUGAAACACUUGACAUGAAAUAUGUGGAUGACACAUUUCAGUACAUCAUUAGUAGUGCUUUGUUCUCACACUACGGAAACAUUGACGGUUAUUUGGCUUCCAUAAUUAAUCAAACAGAAAACAUUACCUAUUCGGCACUUAAGAAAAACGUAUUUUAUCAAUUAUCGCAAAAUUACACCACUUACGAUUAUUGUUCAUCAUCACUCGUUAAUCAUCAACUCACAAAUUUGACAAUUAAAAAAGUGUUCAAUGAACAUGUUUGGUCAAUGUUUCCAGAACCGGAACAAAAUAUGAAAAUAAUGAAUAUUAAUUACAUAUAUGCAAUGAUUGGUUUAAAAAUUAUUCGAUCCAUUCAAGGUGAUACAAGAAAUUUAAUUUUUGAGAAUUAUAUUCUAUUAGCGAAAUUAAUUGAAUUUCAGAUUGAGAGUAAUGAAACGUUUCAAGUAGCUGUGAAAUUAUUUGCAACACCGGCUUUAUUUUUUUACGCCUUUGGACAAAAGGGAAAAUUAGACGCAGGGGCAAUAUUGUAUAGGAAUGAAAAAUUUUUGCAAAUGAUAAUAAUUAGGUUUAUAAAUUUCCUUAACGCUUGCCACGGAAGAAUUCUUUUCAAUGAACUUAAGAACAGUCUGUUUGACAAAUUGAAUAAAGUUUUUACAACAUUUGAAAACACUGAUGUCGCAGAGUAUCGUAAUACGUUCUCGAACGAAAUGUUAGACUUUCUUAGAGAAGUUGAAUUCAAUUCUUUAGAACAGCUAUUAGUAGAUGGUAACAUAAAGGAAAAGAUUAAAUUAAAUGUAACUUUGAAAUUAUUAUAUAUUUUCCAUCAAUCAGUAAAUUGUAGAGAAUGUAUUCCUGGAACAAGUGGAAAAUACGGUGGAAUCUUUAUUGUAUUUUCAAUAAUUAGAAAUGGGAAACUGGAUUUCUAUGUUCUACGACAGGAUAAUAAUACUUUGACUUUACUUUCAAAUAUAAGCAAUAAACAGAUUUUAAAUUCUGCAGCAUGGAAUGAUGUGUAUUCUGGAGAGGGAUAUCAAGAUUAUUAUAAAGAUCUUCAUCAAUCUUAUCAUAAUUAUACAAUGUUCAUGAAAGUUAUUGCUAAAGUUGUAGGUAUUAUUCAAGCAAAUAUUUUAUUGCAUUCUGAAAAUAUUAUUUCUAAAGAAGAAGCACUAGAAAAAGCAAAAUCUUUUCCUCCAUUUUAUACAUGUCUUGAGGGUAUAAAAUCCGAUAAUUAUACAGAAAGUGUAAUUUGUAAACCAGUUUUUAAAAAUCUUCUUCUAAUUCCUGAAGUUGGGGAUAACAUCUUGUCUACUGUGUGGAAAAGUAAAUAUACGGAAACAGGACAACAAAGUUUAGGAAACAUCUCAAAAUCAAAAAUUAAUUAUCUAACGAUAUUAUUCCAUGUGAAUGACAUAUACAUAAAAACAAUGUCGAAUUUUUUUAUUUCUAUUGAUAGAAGAAAAUUCAUUAUUGAUUCCAGACAAAUAUUAAAACCUGGUUUCGAACUGUCAUUACAAAUCUCUAAUUCCUGCAGUAAAAUGCUUCGAGGAAUUAAGCAAGCACUCGAUUCAAGCUUUUCCAGCUACCCCAAUGUAAAAAAUCUUCUUUCAACAAUGAAAUUUGCAAUUUAUUUAUUAGACAAGCAUGCAGCACUAAAUCAUAAUCAAAGAGGACUGAUCUUUAGAUAUCUUUAUCCCGGAGGUUCAAAUUAUUUCGGACCUUUAUGUAUAUCUUCAUUUGGAAGAAUUGCUGAAUUUAGAACUGUCAUAAAAAUUCAAUACAAAGUUCCCGUCAUUCAUAACCCUCUGCCUACGCUGACUGAUCUCCAAUCUUGUGCUUUUGAUUGUAAUUCCAAUUGUCCCGACCAAGCGACCGAAUUGUCGCUUCUUAUCGAUGACAAUUACUUGAAUAGGCAAACUGAUAAUCAAAGUAGCAACGACAACUACUACAAUUUGUACAAUCCGAAAACAGGAGAAAUAUACGAAAUCAUCUUUAGAAUGCAAGACAAUAAUAUUCUUCGAUUAUUAGGGCAAUAUAGUGACGAAGAUUUUCUGAAAAUAAUAGAUUUGUCUACUUUUUAUGCAAAUUAAAUACUGCAAAUGUGUUUCAUAACAGAUCAGAAAAGAUCACUCUGAAGGAAAGAAUUAAUUUACUUGCUAUUCAAAAUAAUUCAUCGUUAGUUCUUAACCCUUCUAAUAAUGUUGUCAGUGAGAAUGAAUUGUAUUGUAAAAUUUACAUUAAUUAAU